AUGAUCGGAAACGUGUUUGGAAUGGAUCAUCUUGUGUUAAUAUCAUGCACUUUUGCCUCAACUAAGCCUGAUGAUGAAUAUAUACUGAGACCUUUUGCGAGAAUUACGAACCAUAUUCUUAUUGUCUACCAAAUUAAAUAAAAAAAGGAUAUGUGGAAUUAGAUGCUAAAAUGUAAUUAUUGUUCCAUUGAAUAAUUGAAUAAUAUGAUGUAAAACCUAAAAAACUUUUGGAAACAAAACUUGUUUAUACGAUGGUUAUAAAUGUUAUAAAAAAACACACGUUUUAGAGCAGUUAGAUAAAGUUAUAAUGGUACAAAAGGAAAUGAUGGUUCAGUAACUAAUAAUUAUUUUCAAAUUUAUUUAAUAAAAGAAAAAUAAAAUUUUCUUUAUAUUGAAUGAUCAGUAAAUAAUGUACAAUUGCACUGGUUUAGGCAAGAAUUCCUGUUAAAUUAAUGUUUUGAAAAAUGCCCUAUAGAAUUUUUAAUUGCAUUGGGAAUGACACAACUCAAAAAUGUGUAGAUGCAAAUGUAUGUCUAAAUUUAGAUAAGAAGUCUCAUAGCAAUUUCACAACAAUUCUAAAACUAAAUGUUCAGUUAAUUCUGUUAGCAAAUGUGUUGAUAAAUUGGCAUGUAUUUAAUAUGCAAUUGCAUGCUAAUGUUACAUAGAUAACAAUGUAGCUAAUUGUACAGGGGAUACUAAACCCUAAAAAGUAAUGAUAUUUUAUGUUUGAAGAAUGCAGAUGAUUAGAAAAAUUUUAUCACCCAUGCUUAUGUACAGCUAAAUUUAAUUAAAGCACCCUCACUAAUUCACCAUGGUGACUUGAAAAAGGUGCUUUUAGUGAUUAUCGAAAUGAAAAAGUUUGUUUGGGAGCAAUCCUUGGAGAUAAAGCUUAAUGUAAAUUGA
This is a messenger RNA of Paramecium primaurelia, 903 nucleotides long. The record is from the annotation of a GenBank genome assembly. NCBI's taxonomy places the organism in Eukaryota, Ciliophora, Oligohymenophorea, Peniculida, Parameciidae.